Paramecium octaurelia is the source of this 577-nucleotide messenger RNA. The record is from the annotation of a GenBank genome assembly. Lineage: Eukaryota; Ciliophora; Oligohymenophorea; Peniculida; Parameciidae.
AUGCUUGGCUUUUUGUUGGCUGUCAAAGAAGGAAGGAAAAUGAUAAUGACACCAUAUAAUUGCAGAGUGAAAGGUACAAGAUCAAAUGUUAUAUCUUUUAGAAAUAAUAAAAUCACUACAGACUUAAGUAAAGAUUUGGAUAUCAUUAUAUAAUUACAAGAUGGAUCACAGCUUGAUUAACAGUCGUAACAUCAACACAGAUGUGUAUCAUAUUUAGUAGUUUAGUUAAAGUAGAAGUAUAAAUAUAGGGCAGAUAAACUCAUGGUUUAUUGUUCACACAGUUUCAAAAUCAAGAUAUGUACAUUGCAUGAAUUGCAUAUUUUCUCAAACUGUAGCCUUUGAAUAUGCAGAAGGUACUUUGUGCUUAAAUAGUUUAGACUAUGCUGAUUGUUGCAGACCUAUUAGAUAUCAUACUCUUAAGCUGUUUGUCAAGAGAUUUUAGACUAAAGGUUGGAAGGUUGAUACUGAACUUGGUUCAAAUCUUUACGAAUCAAAUAUUACAAACUUAAUAUUCAAUUAACAUCGCAAGUUUGGUAAUCUCACCGAAAACAUAUGCAAUGUUUAGUUUUACUUAUGA